CAAAGUUAAACACCUGAAGCUCUGGGUGUGAAAACACAGUCACAAGUUUUCCUGCCAGCCUGACAAAGAGUAAAUACACAGGUUUUGAUGGCAGUGGCACAGGGGCCGUCCCUGGCCCUGCUGCUGCUCCUCGUCUCCUCACUGCUCCUCGUCUCCUCUCACCUCCCUGCCUGUCCUGAGUCCUGCACCUGUCAGAGAGCUCCCCUGCUGAACUGCUCCUCCGCUGGCCUUUCCUUGAUGCCACGACAUAUCCAAAACUCUGUCACUGAGCUCGACUUAUCUCAUAACCUCCUCGCCGCUGUCACACUCGACCGACCACAUUAUAACCUCAGGAAUGUAUGGCUGGGAAACAACAGUAUCGCACACUUGUCUCUGUGCGUAGAGAGUGGAAGCCGUUAUGUCAGAGGAAGACAUCUUCAACGCUUGAGACCUUGGAGAGGAUGGGGAUGUGUGUCCUGGGCCCCCGCCCUGCAGCUGCUAUCUGUUGAGAGGAAUCAGCUAGAGCAACUCCCACAGGGGUUGGGAGGUUGCGGGUCCUUACAGGUUCUGCAGCUCUCCUUCAACAGGAUCUCAACUCUACGACCAGCAGACCUUAACCACCUUCAACAGUUAAAAGAGCUACGACUUCGACAUAACCUCAUCAGCAGUCUCCAUCCACAGAUGUUCCAGGAUUUAGCCCAGCUCCGGGUCCUGGAUCUGAGCUUCAACAUGUUGACCAGCCUCCAUCCUUUGAUUCACCUUUCUAUGCAUAGCAUUGGGGCGGAUGUUAGGCUGGAUGGGAACAGGUGGCAUUGUGAUUGCAGAAUGCGCAGUCUGAGAAGGCGGAUGGCCUAUGACAGCAGCAUAGGCCUGCAGAACUGGAGCAUGAUGUGUGCCUCUCCCCCCAUCCUCUCAGGAAAAAACCUGCUACAGUUGGAGGAAGAUGACCUUAACUGUGUUGGUACUGAAAACAGGCCAGAGCUCCACCAAGAUGUGACGGUCUACAGUGGCUCAGAGAUACUGCUGUCUUGCGCUACACAAGAUUCAAUAUGGUUGACGCCCAGUGGUCAGGCGUCUGUGAGCCAACCUCAUCAUCUUGUCAUCAAUGACAUCACAGAGAAAAACACAGGACUAUAUGUGUGUGUGUCUGAAGAACAUGAUGUUGUGUCUGUUUUUAACCUUCAAAUUAGUAAAAUAGGAGGUGCAAGAAGAAAAACUAGAAGUUUAUCCAGAACCAGCCGACAAAUAAUCGAACAAGGCACAGAAAAUGGGAUAAGCCAGGAAAGGAAUCUUACAGCCACGCAGUCUAAUUUGGCUUUAGCUGUGUGUUUAUCUGUUUUCAUCACAUUUCUGAUAGCUUUUAUCCUAGGAGUCUUAUCAAGACCUUGUAUUGAUAGGCUUUGGAGUAGGGUCACCAAGAAGAAAACAUCCUCAGCAACCAACUCUGUCUCAUCUGUAGAACAAAGGCAAUAUGAUAAUGAGGCCUACUCCAAUGGUGAGGAACAAGAACAAAUGCAAACACACAGGGAAAGGAGAGUCACAUUUAGCACUUUAGACGUAGGAGAAGAAGGCAAUGUAAAAUAUUAUGAUACCGUCGCCGGUGGAAAUCAGGAAAGGAUCAAUGAUGAGGCAGUGAUUGAAUGUGAGGCAGCUGUGGCUGAGAAGGAUGCAGCUGAAGAUUCAGGAAGUGAAAACAGUUUACAACGGAGGAGUUCAGAGGAUAACCAGAGAGAUGACGGAGACCUCAAUGUUGAAGGCCACCUGCAGAACAUGGAGUUUGAACCCAUCACAGACCCUGUUGAGCUGGAGAAAAGAAAAAGCUUGUCAUCUUGCUCAGAUUCUUCACUAUCUGACAAAGAAUUUAAUGAGCGUAAAAUGAUCCAGGAAAACCACUCAACACCAAAGGCUUCUCAGCUGUCAGAGGACUCUGUUCAGCAGAGAGGUGAAGAAGGGCCACAUAUUUCAACAGAGAGCACAAUUGAAAUUCCUGGAUUUUCUUCAGAACCAUUUGCAGAUUGGUCACCGAAUACACAUUACACCAACCCCUCUGAACUAUGGCAGGAGAAUGAAGAGCAAUUUGAAUUCAGUGAUUCUGCUCGAAGCACAUCGGCAAGGUCCAGCAGUGUGUCUGGUUCUUUUAAUGAUUCAAAACGCAUUGUUGUACCCACUUCUAAUGAACAAAAGAGGGAUGAUAUGUCCAGCUCCAGCUCAAAUCUCAGUGAAGAUGAGCCUACACAUUACACUGUAAACCCAGACAAGGAGGAGAAGAAAAUAGAAAGGAUCCAUAAUAAAUCGGAGGUCAAUAAAGCUCGCCUUAAACCAGAUGCUAGUUUCGACGAAGCAGACCCUAACAGGCCUUCACUCAACUUGAAUCAGGGUGACAAUAGAUUUGAUAAACAAUGGCCUACAUUGAGACCUCAGGGCUCCUUUUCCUCUCAAUCCAGUUACAGUGAUGGUGAGGAUUACACAUUCAAAAAAGGGCGUGUACCUAGUUUGUCUGUUACCAGUCACGGCAAGAGUCUAGAUACUGGUGCACCUUUACCACCUGAAGCUUAUUCAUCUUCUUCAAGCAGUGAGAGUGAAGCAGGAACCACAAACCAGCAGAAGCAAAGAGUGACGCAUUUGACAAGGCCUCAAAUAAAAGAAUCUCAAACAGAAAGUCAUGAUACAGACACACAACAACAGUGGCCAGUCCUCGAUCUCAAGCAUGCUACAACCAUCAGGAGCCGUCUAGAUAUCAAAGCCCCUUCACCUGCUUCUGAUUCAUCUUCCAGUAGUGACAGUGAGGAUGAAACAAUACACCACACAGAGAGGCCAGGGAAGGUGGAAACUGCAGGACCUCCAUUUCAAGAGUUACAAACACAAAGUCCCAAUCCAGACAAAAGCUGGCCUGCAAUUGAUCUCAAACAUACUAUGCGCGUCAAAAGACGUUUAGAUAUCAAAGCACCGUCGCCAACAUCUUCCAGGAGUGACAGUGAGGAUGAAACAACAGGCCACACAGAGAGGCUAGAGAAGGUGAAUAUUACAGAACCCACAUUUCAAGAUUCUCAAACACAAAGUCAUGAUCGAGACAAUAAGUGGCCUGCGCUUGAUCUCAAACAAACUAUGCGCAUCAAGAGACGUCUAGAUAUCAAAGCACCAUCGCCAACUACAGGUUUAUCUUCCAGUAGUGACAGUGAGGAGGAUACAACAAUCCACCGAAAGAACCAAGAGAAAGAGCAUAUAAUCAUGGCAAGGCCUCCAAGUAAAGUGUCUCAAACUGCAAGCCAUGACCCACAACCACUAUGGCCUACCCUCGAUCUCAAGCAAACUACACGCAUCAAGAGGCGUCUAGAUAUCAAAGCCCCCUCCCUGGCUUCUGAUUCAUCUUCAAGUAGUGAUGGUGAAGAUCAAACAACAAUCAAUAUCAAGAAACAGGGGCAAGAGCCUAUUAACAUGGCAAGACCUGAGAGUAAAGUGUCUGAACCUGUAAGUCAUGACCCACAACCACAGUGGCCUGCCCUUGAUCUCAAGCAAACUACAAGCAUCAAGAGACGUUUGGAUAUCAAAGCACUCUACCCUGCUUCUGAUUCAUCUUCUAGUAGUGACAGUGAGAAUGAAACAACAGUCCACACAGAGAGGCUAGAGAAGGUGGAUAUUACAGGAACCAAAUUCCAAGGUUCUGAAACACAAAGUCACGAUCCAGACACAAAAUGGCCUGUUGUUGAUCUUAAACCGACUAUGCGCAUCAAGAGGCGUCUAGAUAUCAAAGCACCAUCACCACCUGAAAGUUCGUCUUCCAGUAGUGAUAGUGAGGAUGAACCAUCAAUCCCUAUAAAGAUACAGGGAAAAGAGCAUAUAAAAAUGGCAGGACUCCGACAGUAGAGUGGUCUC
Messenger RNA from Notothenia coriiceps (black rockcod), 3852 nucleotides. It is a transcript of the gene lrrc66, whose product is annotated as leucine rich repeat containing 66. NCBI's taxonomy places the organism in Eukaryota, Metazoa, Chordata, Actinopteri, Perciformes, Nototheniidae. The record is from RefSeq and is a predicted model, not a curated record. The transcript has 5 exons. Bases 88 to 3843 code for a protein of 1251 amino acids. Gene Ontology annotation, molecular function: protein binding.